AUGUCGGGCCUCGGCAUGCAAGACGCCCGCAGAGCAGGGACCAACGGCGUGUCGAACGGCUCCAAGGUCCGAGACGUUUCCCCGAGUCGGCGGCGGCGUGAUUCUUCUGCCUCAAUAUCGAUAUCCCGUCGUCUGACGGGCAAAACGCUCUCGACACGGAGGGUCAGCUAUAUCUUUGCGCGGGUCGUUGCGGCGCUCGUCGUCGUGCUGCUCCUUUACUGGAUCUUCGCCGAUCGGCAACCCCUGAACAAGUCCGAGACACUCAAGACAAAAUGGUGGGAAUCAGACAGCCCAAGUGAGCGCCGCUUUACAUGUUGACAUUGGGAGAAGAAGCACGAAACUCAUGUAUCAUCCCCUCGGAACCGGGACCCAACCGACGAAUAGCAGACCGGAAUCAAUUGUUGCCGAAACCUGCGAUGCUGCCAAAACCACCGCGGCCAAAGCCAGUACCCGAAAUGUCGCACUCGCUCGCCCAAAUCACACGGAUGUCAUCGACGUUCAAUGCCAUCUCCCCUCCAGACUGGACCGCGGUCGUACACGUCUCGGCCGCGGCCCAAUACCCAUUACUGUCGACCCUGAUACCCUCACUCCUCGGGCAGGCCGUAGCACCGAAUCGCAUCAUCGUUUUCGCCGUCAAGGGCUUGACACCACCGAUAAAGACGUUUGGUCCGGCCGUGUCGGUGCAAGCAUAUCCACCCGGGCGCCCACCGGUCGUCGCACUCCUUGAAGCGGUAGUGCCCGCCACAACGACCGAGUUCAUCCUCUUUGUCGAUGGCCACCUCGACACGAUCGACACCAACUACGUUGCGCGCUUGUUGCAUGCCUCGGGCACCAAAGAGUAUAGAGCGUCACUACUAGCAUCCGGUGGGCUUGUGUUGCCGACUUCGCUCGAUGCACCCCCGACGCAGUGUCAUGGCGCUGGUUCCACUUCAGGCCGCGACGUCGACAAGCAGCUGCACCACCAACGAUCAAAGCGCAUCCACAUCCCUACGACCCCGUUCCUCUUCCAAACCAGCUGGAUGAAGGCGAUCUCGAACGGCGUUCGUACCGACAUGGAGAUCGAGGCGGCGAUUCCUCUUGGGCUGUGGACGAAAGCGGGCAUUCCGGCUUAUGCGCUCCCCGUCCCAUUGUAUGCCUCGCUGGGACCGCACGUCGUACCCAAGCUCGCCAGCUCAACGUUCGGAUGUGA
Microbotryum saponariae is the source of this 1189-nucleotide messenger RNA. The record is from the annotation of a GenBank genome assembly. Lineage: Eukaryota; Fungi; Basidiomycota; Microbotryomycetes; Microbotryales; Microbotryaceae.